Molecule: messenger RNA, 1935 nt
Organism: Thecamonas trahens ATCC 50062
Lineage: Eukaryota; Apusomonadida; Apusomonadidae
Exons: 2
Coding region: 1-1935 (644 amino acids)
Source: RefSeq, a predicted model, not a curated record
AUGGCAUACACGGCAAGAGUCACUCCAGAUAACGUUGAUGAGGGCAUUGCAUCGCUCAUUACUGCACGGGCCAUGUCAGCAGAUCGGAACGGCGAUACGGUGGCUGUGCCGCGGGGCGAUACCGGGACGGCCGAGAGUGACGUCCUCGUCGACGAUGUCCGCCUCAUCGGCGCGGAGGAAGUCGAGGCCUUUAUCAACAAGAACGUGGUGACGGCUGCUCCUGCGGCGAGCGCCGAUGUCCAGCAUGCGCUGCCGCUGCUGGGUACGGUGGUUUUGUGGCGCCCGGUCUACGCCGGCGAAGGGGCGACGUCGGCGUGGGUCGGGGCAUCUGGCCGGCUGGUGGUAGUCGACGUCGAGGCCGCCGUCCUCGAGUUUGGCCGCAUCGACCACGGCCCGUCGUCUGUCCUCCGCUCGACCUUUCCGCGCCGAUCCGGUACGCUCGAAGCCGGUGCGCUGGCGCAGACCGUCAUUUCGGCCAUGGAGCGGGUCUUUGCUCCGGACGUGGUUCCGGCAGCGACGCCGCUCCGCGCACUCAAGCCCGACUCGGCGGCUGACAAGGUCCUCGUCUCAAUUGUCGAGUUCCACGACUCGGUUGUCGCCGACAACGCGUAUGUGCGUGCGGUUGACGUAGAGGCGGUCUUGGCCGAAGCCUCCAAGCUGACGACGCCGUGGCGGUCGGUCCUUGUGGCGCACGGGCGGCACGGGCUUCACGACCACAAGCACGUGGCUAUGGCGCUGCAGCAGGCACUGGUCGCUGGCUCGCGGAUGGAGGCUGUCACGCGCACAGGCGACCGCGCUCAGUCGCCCGAGUACACUCUCGUCUCGCGGCCGUACAUCGACGCCAACCUCCUUCGCGCUGCGCUUGCAGAGGCGUCGGACAUGCUCGCUGGCGGCCUGCUCGAAAACUCGCCAUACCACUCGAUCCUAUUUGAGAGUCGCGGCGGCGAGGCCAAGCCACAUGCACGUGUGGUGCCUGUCUACGUCUUUGAGCUCGCGCGGCUCCCGCGCGGCGUGUUGUUUGGCGACGGCUCACGGGUGGUGGCGUUUGAUGACUGCGUCCUAGUCCUGGCGCCGCAGGCUGAGACUCUGCUGCCGCUGUUUGACGUCAGCGGAGUCCGGACGGCAGUCUCGCGCAGAGUUAUGCGCCCGGUGCUGGCCGGCAUCGCUCGCGCCGUCGCCGGCCUCGUCCCCUACACCGAGGCCUGGUCUGCGGCACGGGGCAAGAUCGAGACCUCGUACCAAUGGGCAGUAGGCGGGCAUGCGUACGGUGAGUUUGCGCGUGGGUACGAAAGCCUUGGCGACGCCGAUGGGGUGCGAGGCCGGGUGCUGAUGAGCGAGGCGAUGCGGCACAUGGACACUGCCGUGUGGCUUUACGAGAGUGUCGUCGACGCAGCGGAGGAGUUUGCGCGCGAGCUAAUGUACAACGCGGCUGGCGAUGAUCUCUCGCACAGCCACGCGGCGACGAUGCUCGGCGAGCGACUGUUCAUUGACCGGCUCUUCCACUACCGCUACGCCGAGGUGCUGGUCGCCUCGUCGCGGGUCCGCGAGACGGUUGCCUACCUCCAUGACGAGCUCGCCCGCGAGGAGGGCGCCAUCCGAACCGCGCUCCUGGCGUGGAUGGAUGGCGCGCCUGGGUACCUUGAGCUUGUUGUUGAUGCCCGCCGGCGUAUGGACGAGUUUGCGGCGCGGGCGGCGAGCACGCUGCAGCAGGCGCGCGCCGAUCUCGAGUGCUGCGAGUUUGUGCACGAGACGGCGCCGACCAACAUGACGACUAUCUCGUCGACAAUGCCGCUCAUGGUUGCGGUCAUGGUUGCGGUCAUGGUGGUUCUCGUCCGCCAAAAGGAGCUUGAUGUCCACCGGAUGCAGGAUCGCCACGACGUGCUCUUUGCCCGCCGCGCCCGCCGCGCCCGGCUCAGCGGCCCCUCCCGCCGGUGA